UGCUAAGUAUCAUGGAGGAUCAGUAGGAGAACUGUGGCCAUACAAGAAAACCGAGUUGUGGGUCCAAACUCUGGAGUUGAAAAUUGUAUUGCCAUAUUUUAAUUUUUUAAUUUUACGUUAACCUAGUGUUUUAUAUUUUACUAAUAAUGGAGAUGAAAAAGAGGAUCAGUUUAGAAUUGAGGAAUAGGACACCAGCGGAGGUGGCCGAGCUGGUGGUGGAUAACUGCCGCACCAGUGAUGGUGAAGUAGAGGGCCUGACAGAUGACUUCAAGGAGCUGGAAUUCCUCAGCAUGGUCAACGUUGGACUCACCUCCCUGGCAAAGCUACCCUCACUGCCCAAACUGCGCAAGUUGGAGCUGAGUGACAACAACAUCUCGGGUCAUUUGGAGACACUUUCAGAGAAGUGCCCCAACCUGACGUAUCUAAACCUGAGUGGCAACAAGAUAAAGGAGCUGAGCAACGUUGAGGCCCUGCAAAAUCUGAAGAACCUGAAGAGCCUGGACCUGUUUAACUGUGAAAUCACCACACUGGAGGAGUACCGUGAGAGCAUCUUUGAGCUGCUGCCUCAGGUCACCUACCUGGACGGCUUCGACCAGGAGGACAACGAGGCCCCUGACUCAGAAGCAGACGCCGAUGAUGAUGAGGGGGAGGACGGAGCCGGACCGACAGGGGACUAUGAUGAUGAAGAUGACGAGGAGGAGGAGGAGGUCUCGGAAGGACGAGAGGUUGGGCUCUCUUACCUAAUGAAGGAAAAGAUCCAGGAUGAAGAGGAGGAUGAUGAUGACUACGCAGAGGAGGAGGAUGGAAAAGAGGAGAAGGCAGGAGUCAAAGGGGACAAGAGGAAGAGGGAUGCUGAGGAUGAAGGGGAGGAUGAUGAUGAUGACGACGACGACGAUGAUGAUGACUAGGCUUGUCUUUCCCCAGCGAACCUCUGGAUCCAGAUCCAAGCUGUAGAACAAUAACCACAAAAAAGUGUGAUCUUGCAGAUUGUUUCUCUUUGUAUACAAUAGAUAUCACUGUAGAGGCUGUUUUUUCGUUUUUAUAUAUAUAUGGGAUACAAUAUGAAAAUGAGAUUUUAUCGACAAUUAAUUUGUUAAUCAUUCCAUGUUAAAUGACGACCCUAAAUCUCUUCAAUGUGUAAGGGCUCUAAAAUAAAUGGAUGGGGGGGCUGGAUUUAUCUCAAA
Molecule: messenger RNA, 1184 nt
Organism: Salvelinus namaycush (lake trout)
Lineage: Eukaryota; Metazoa; Chordata; Actinopteri; Salmoniformes; Salmonidae
Product: acidic leucine-rich nuclear phosphoprotein 32 family member E-like
Exons: 7
Coding region: 147-908 (253 amino acids)
Biological process (GO): regulation of apoptotic process
Cellular component (GO): nucleus
Molecular function (GO): histone binding; phosphatase inhibitor activity
Source: RefSeq, a predicted model, not a curated record